Fraxinus pennsylvanica is the source of this 1860-nucleotide messenger RNA. The record is from the annotation of a GenBank genome assembly. NCBI's taxonomy places the organism in Eukaryota, Viridiplantae, Streptophyta, Magnoliopsida, Lamiales, Oleaceae.
AUGUCAAUGUCUAAGCUAAACCGGGCAAUGGAAUCACUUGUUGAGGGAAUUAAUUCUUUGCCAACGAGUCGUAGUAUUGUCAAUACUGUAGAGUAUACUCCUCCUGCUGUUGGGACUAGUCGUCUGCCCCAUCCUGCGUCACUAAAAGAGUCUACAUAUGAAGGAAGCUCAUCUAGGUCCUAUGUACUUCCUACAGCUCGUGGGAUGAAGAAAACUCAUACUCCAAAGGACUCGAUUAGUUCAGAACGGUCACAUAUCAGUAUGCAGGGAGAUGUGAUGUAUGAUUCGUGUAGAGAUGACAAUGGAUCAAAUAUAGAAAAGGGGUGUUUUGAAGGCACUGGAGAUGAUAAUAAAGGAGAAGAUUGUAUACAGAAGCUUCUUUUGACAUUGGAAAACGAAGAUCGUAUUCAACAUCCAAUUGAUGAUACCAAGAAUUGCAAUUCCAAUGGCCUUGUGGAAUCAGUGGAGUUUGCUUCAAAUUCCAUGGAUAAAGGACCUGUAGAGCUUUGUCGGAGUCCUCAAAACAGUUUUUACUCAGCCACACAGUACAUGGAAGCCAAACAAAGCUUCACCAACACCGAAGUCAGUGAAUGUGCGAGCAGUGUCAAGAAGUCGGUUGAAAGUGGGGAAGUUGGCAACUUUUUUGAUGUUGAGAGUCGGAAGACUAGUAUCUAUCGAGGCAGCACGGGUAGUGACAUCAGCGAUGACCGCAGCUCGACCAGUUUGAAUAGUGCUACAUACAAACCGCACAAAGCAAACGAUAAGAGGUGGGAAGCAAUACAAGCAGUCAGAUCUUAUAAUAACGGUGCAUUGGGAUUGAAGCAUUUCAGAAUUUUCAAGAAAUUAGGAUGUGGGGAUAUAGGCAGUGUUCAUCUAGCCGAGUUGAUCGGCACUAGAAGUUAUUUUGCCAUGAAAGUGAUGAAUAAAGAAGCUCUAGCGAGUCGGAAGAAGCUUCUCAGAGCUCAGACGGAGAGAGAAAUUCUACAAUCUCUCGAUCAUCCUUUUCUUCCCACUUUGUAUACUCACUUUGAGACAGAAAUGUUGUCAUUUCUAGUGAUGGAGUUCUGUCCUGGGGGAGAUUUGCAUGCACUUCGACAGAGGCAACCCGGGAAGUAUUUCCCGGAGCAUGCCGCGAGGUUUUAUGUAGCAGAAGUUCUUCUUGCUUUAGAGUAUUUGCACAUGCUCGGAAUCAUUUACCGAGAUCUUAAACCCGAAAAUGUUUUGGUGAGGGGGGAUGGGCAUAUAAUGCUUUCAGAUUUUGACCUUUCCUUGAGGUGUGCCGUGAGCCCAACGCUGGUCAAAUCCUCGAACUCCAACUUGGAAUCGAAAAGCUCGGGAUACUGUGUUCAACCAUCUUGUGUCAUCCAACCGACUUGUAUCCAACCUACGUGUUUUGGACCUCGUUUCCUGAGCAAAUCCAAGAAAGAAAAGAAAUCCAAACCAAAGACGGAAAUAUAUAAUCAAGUGAGCCCUCUUCCAGAACUCAUUGCGGAGCCUACUAAUGCUCGAUCGAUGUCCUUUGUUGGUACACAUGAAUACUUGGCACCGGAAAUUAUCAAGGGAGAAGGCCACGGGAGUGCAGUAGAUUGGUGGACUUUGGGGAUCUUUCUCUACGAGCUUCUGUUCGGGAGAACACCUUUUAAGGGAUCCGAAAACCGGGCUACUUUGUUUAAUGUAGUCGGACAGCCCCUGAGAUUUCCCGAGUCACCUAUAGUUAGCUUUGCUGCACGGGACUUGAUCAGAGAUGUGCCAAAACCGUUUACGGUGCAGGGUGCACCAGCACCCACAGCCACAGCAGGGAAGUCGUCCGGCGUUGAUGUGAAGCCUUCAGGUAAUUAUUUGGAGAUCGAUUUCUUUUGA